GGAUCAUAAAAAUCUGGAAGGAGCAAAAGCAGGAUAAGAUUAUAUAUAGUUGCUUCAAACAUAUCUGAAACCCUGUAACGGAAAAAGCAUAUCUGAAACGCCCACAACAUGAAGACACAGCAGGGGACUGAAAGGAUAAACGAAGAAGGUGAAGCUGAAACCAGGGUGGAGACUGUCGAUCACCGGACAUCAGCCGGGCAAGGCGAACCCACCGAUGAGAAAGUGGGGGUGGUUCAUCUUAAGCGCAACACGAGGGAUUCUGGCAGUGGAGGUGGAAUUUUGUCUAGUGCAGCUGCCGCAGUGACUAACACCUUCAAGUCUGCAAAGGAUGCCAUCAUGGGCGGUCGUGGCAAAGAUAACACCACCAAAUGAUCAUGAUAUCACCAUCUUUCUGUGUGUGUGUGUGAAAUAUAUGUAGAAAAUGAAAUUUAAGAAAUAAAGUCAUGUUUCUUAAUUGGGAUCUUAGUCCGUGCUUUGAAAUCUUUUUAUGCAGAUAUUUUGAAGUAUCCCGUUCG
Populus euphratica (Euphrates poplar) is the source of this 515-nucleotide messenger RNA. RefSeq lists its product as uncharacterized. The coding region runs from base 109 to 372 and encodes 87 amino acids. NCBI's taxonomy places the organism in Eukaryota, Viridiplantae, Streptophyta, Magnoliopsida, Malpighiales, Salicaceae. The transcript is spliced from 2 exons. The record is from RefSeq and is a predicted model, not a curated record.